CAGAAAGUGAAGACGUUCUUCAGGAUCAAAGAGAUUUUUACUUAGGCAUGGACCAGGCUGCUUGCCCGGACCCCAAAACCCAGCUCUCAGGACUUGAUCCAGUUUUUUCCUGGACUAAAGAGCCAGAGGAGUAUGUGCCCAGAAAAUGCCAGAAAAGUGUUCCAUUAAGUGCAGAAGAUUUAAAUCAUAGUUACCAAAUUAGCAAUGAAAUAAACUUCUUUCCCUCUUUCACUACUUCCACUUUGUGUGAUCUGAAGUUAGAUAUAGUUCAAAAUAACCUGGGCCAAACCUCUGAUUUCAACCAGACUGAACCAAUUCCAAAUGAGUCUUCAGGGUGUCAGGAAGAUGGCCCUCGCCUCAGAGCUGUAUUUGAUGCUCUAGACAGAGAUGGGGAUGGUUUUGUCCGUAUAGAAGAGUUUGUUCAAUUUGCCACAGUUUAUGGUGCAGAACAGGUAAAGGAUUUGACUAAAUACCUGGAUCCCAGUGGACUUGGUAUCAUCAGUUUUGAAGAUUUUUAUCGAGGGAUUACAGCUAUCAGCAAUGGAGAUCCUGAGAGCCAGUUAUAUGACAUUGGAUAUGUCCAAGAAGAUUCUCCUGCCUGCCCUGAUGAGUUUGAUGACUUUGUUACUUAUGAGGCAAAUGAGGUGACAGACAGCGCUUACAUGGGUUCAGAGAGUACUUAUAGUGAAUGUGAGACCUUCACAGAUGAAGAUACCAGCACACUGGUACAGCACGAAAUGCAUAACGAAGUAGAAACAGAUAGCGCUAUUGAUUCUGCUGGGCACUCUGAAUGCCCAGAUGGCAUAGAAGAACCAGAGAAUGGGCCACUACUCCUCACACCGGGCAACUCUGACCUGAACAACCACUCCAUCGUUACUGUUAUCAGUGGUGAGGAGCAUUUUGAAGAUUAUGGAGAAGGAAAUGAGGCGGAAUUGUUUUCUGACAACUUGUGUAACGGAGAAGCUGGCUUUAACAGUUCUUUUCUUUCUCCCAGUCCAAAUAAGCGACUCUCCAGCAAGAAGGUAGCAAGACACCUACAUCAGACGGGGACCUUGACUGUGGAGGCUAUGGAAGAACCUUCUCGGGAUCCCUUGGACUGUACUGAUGAGGACAUUGCUGACAAGGUCAUCUUCUUGGAGAAGAGAGUGACAGAACUAGAGAAGGAUACUGCGGCCAGUGGAGAGCAGCACAGUCGGUUAAAACAAGAAAACCUGCAAUUAGUGCACAGAGCCAAUGCCCUUGAAGAGCAGUUAAAGGAGCAGGAGUUGAGAGCUGAUGAGAUGAUCCUUGAAGAAAUCAGAAAACAGAAGGAACUCUUGUGCAAGAUGGAGAGAGAGAAAAGCAUUGAGAUUGAGAAUCUCCAAGCCAGAUUACAGCAGCUGGAUGAUGAAAACAGUGAGCUGAGAUCCUGCACCCCCUGUUUGAAGGCCAAUAUCGAGAGACUAGAAGAGGAAAAGCAGAAAUUGCUAGAUGAAAUAGAAGACCUAACCAUUCAACUCAACGAAGAGCAGGAAAACAAAAGGAAAAUGGGAGACAAACUGAGUCAUGAAAGACAUCAGUUUCAGAAAGACAAGGAGUCAACACAGGAGCUGAUCGAAGACCUCAGGAAACAGUUGGAGCACUUACAGCUAUUUAAGCUUGAAGCCGAGCAAAGGCGAGGCCGGAGUAGCAGUACCGGGCUCCAAGAAUACAACAGUAGGACACGAGAGACUGAGCUGGAGCAAGAAAUCCGCAGACUGAAGCAGGAUAAUCGAAAUCUAAAGGAGCAGAAUGAUGAGUUAAAUGGGCAAAUUAUUAACCUCAGCAUCCAAGGCGCAAAGAACCUCUUCUCUGCCUCUUUCUCCGAGUCUCUGGCAGCCGAGAUCAGCUCUGUUUCACGUGAUGAGCUCAUGGAGGCAAUUCAAAAGCAGGAGGAGAUCAACUUCCGUCUCCAGGACUAUAUUGACAGAAUCAUUGUGGCAAUCAUGGAAACCAACCCCUCUAUCUUAGAAGUGAAGUAAAGGAAUGAAAUGCUGCCCCUCCAAUACUGGUGACCUGGUGUGACCUUGCUGCUCUGAGCUUCAGGGGGCCCUGCUAAGCUCUCUAGACCACUAAGGUCUCAUCUCCAUCAAGGGGCAAGGAGGAUCACAUCCCAUUGCCUGAACCAGCCCAGAGCAAUUGAGAGAAAAGCAGAUACAGCUUUGGUUUGGGGUUCUACCCUUGCUUGACUGAGCAGGGUGAAAGGGAAGGUAGUAAAUGAGAACAAGAAGCAAGGGGAAGAUGGGGAAGAGUUUUGGAGAAAUGGGAAGGAGAAAGGACACUGCCUCCUUGCCAGUGGAACCAUCUGAAUACAAGGUUAGAGAAAUAGGCAGUGAUUCAGUGAGUGUGAUUUGAUUCCCCACCUUAUUCUGGCAGAUUCCUUUUGUUCUUGAGAGAAAAAGGUUCUCCAGGCUUCUUGCCAUAUUAGAUAGGCUAGUUAGAGAGAUUCCUUCUGACUCCAGUUAACCAGUCCAAUAUGAAUCCCUCAAAGCCCAUUUAAAUUCUGAAUGCUCUUGCUUCUCUCUAGCUUGUUUGAUCACAAUCUCCCUCAUAGGUAAUGUGAAGGCAGGUCUGCAAGUGAGUUGUAUUUUGACUCAGAGCUUCUAAAGUGCUCGUGCAGUUAGGUUCCUCUGUUAAACCUUACUUGGCUUCUGCCUCCACGCUUCAAGGAAUGUUCCUGGAAAAUGACUGGUUGAUUUUGAGUGGAGUAAAAGGGAAAGGAAGCCAUUAGACUUCCUCUUGAGACAUGCAUUGUGUAUUCUGACUUAUUUUUGAACCCAUCUGUACCACAUGUGAUCCAGACAGUUCCUAUUUGAGGUCAAGUUGAUUUUAUUUCACACCAGAUGUAAAGAGUGUUAGCUGCUGUGUACCCAGCUUCUUUUUCCCUGUUCUGAGCAAAUACAAUUGUAUCCUUGAAGGAGAUGGAUGAAACUGAAUUACAGAUGACUAGAGGGUAUUGGAAAGGACCAGAUUGGACAGUGGUUUAAAACAGAAAUGUGGUUAUGAACUCUUGUAAGUGGGCUAUUUUUUCUCUCAAAGCAGAUUGAGGGAAGCUAGGCUAAAUUUACUUCUGUUGGAACCAGAUUGGUAGCAGAUUCCCUCUCCCCAAUUCCUUUCCCAGCCUUCCCCUUGUCCGUGUAGCCUUAGUAUUGCUCAGGCCAGCAUCUCACAGCAAAAAUUGGGCACACUGCACCUUAGCCAAGGUUCUGCCUCACCCUGUCCCUUGCUGUAGUAUCAUGAGAAUCUUCAGGAGUCAAUCUUAUAUUCAAGAUUCAAGGAUUAUUGGUACUUAGUCAGGAAUCCUUCCAGGCCCUGUUAGCUGAGAUCUUCUUGGAGGCACAUGUGGCUUAUUGCAAUAAUCCUUCUGGCGUAGGCUCUGUUAGUAAUAUUUUGAAACUAUACAGAAUAACCCUUCUCCAGCUCACCAUCACUAUUUCUAUGAGAUGAAGCUUGUAUUCUUCUCAAAACCAGGGGAGAGAAUAGGCUUUUGACUUUAUAUUUAGUUCUUUUUUCUUCAAAAUGGAGAAAGGCCCUCCAUUCUGCUGGAUAGAUUACUAGAAGUACCUUGAUAUCCCCAGGACAAUGUGACAGUAGGGAUUCAGCCUUAUUCAGCAUUCCAGUGGGUUGAUGGUAGUGGGAAGAUCAUUCAUUAGAUGUUAAUUUCAGAUAUUUGGGAGACUGGAUUUAUUAUCCCUGACAUCGGACACUUUGACAUAUUAAUCAUGUCUCAAUUGUUUUUUAAAUACAAAAAGGCUCAGAGAGGGCCAUCUGAAAUCCCCUUCUAUGUGAAAGUGGCAGACUUUUAGAAUCUUUUGACUUUCAAGUCUCUAGACAGUCAAAUGAUGAGACUCCAGCCUCCUAGCCAAGCUUAUUGACAGCUGCCUUGAACAGGCAAUGACUGGUGUGAGUUAUUCUGCUGCUUGUAGGAUGACCACAGUCCCUGCUGCUUUGGGGAGCACAAUCUUGUCUGAUUUACAUAGUGUUUUUCAGUGUGAACACCAUGGGAGUUUUCUACAUCUGUACCACAGAAUGUGUGUGGACUUUUCUGGGCUUCAUGUUACACACUUUAAGGUGCCAUAAAAUGGACAGAUGAACUCUUUUUGAACUGGGUUUUCUUCCCACUUAUCCACCAUGUUGUUGGUUUUUGUUCUUGCUCCUUAAGAAUAGUUUGUUCCUUCGCCAUGGUGUGUCUUUUGGCAAGGGGAAGGGGAGACUGGGAUUGAUCAAAUCCCUGCCUUAGAAAGUGAUAGGUGACUGGGAGUAGUUGACAGUGGCAUUCCAAAGGCAAAGAUUGAAUGGAAAAAAAUGUCCUCCCUGAAUAUUUGUGAAAUAUAUUUAAAAAGAAAUUCCCUCUUCCGGAGUUCUUCCUUUCCUCAAUCUCUCCCAUUUCCCCAUCCCAUCCCCUCUCCGGCCUGGAUUGGGUUGUGCUUCUAGAUUCCUUAUGGCUUUUCAUGAGCUUCCCACCAGAUCACUGGCUGCUUUGGCAUGUCCUCCUGGAGACUCCACAAAGUGGGCUCCCCCAGCAGCACAGGGGAGACCAGUUACCCUGAGACCCUCUGAACCUGAGCACUGAGCCAUGAGGCCUUCCUUUCCUUCUUCCCUUCCACAAAUUUGUCCUGUUCCCAGUCUCUGUUUCCCCCUCCUGUGAGUAUGGGUAUGUGUGCACACCCCCUCCUUUCCCACCAAGAUUCAAGAUGUUGCCUCGUACAUUUUUGGAAAAGCUUUGGGUGUAAAUCAGUGUAUACUGGGAGGAGAGAUUUUUCUAUCUUGUAGAGUAGGUAUUUUUUAUAGACUGAAGGUUGAUCAAUUUUUUAAUACUUUCAAGAGAGAAAACUGUAUCUGUGUAUACACAUUAAAUAUAUAUAUAUAUAUGUAUAAAUAUAUAAAUAUUGAAGCUCAGCCUUUCUCCACUGGGGGUACUGUAUCCUUGGUGACACACAACCUUUUUGUUUUCUGUUGAUCACUAAAAGGUACUGUAAAUGUAUAUAUGACUCGCCGCCGGGAAAAGUCUAAAGACAAAACAAAACCAAGCAAACAAAAAUACACAGCACUGACUUGAGCACUGACCAUGCUUUAACUCCCCCAAGGAAACUUUGCCUCCAGAUGAAGUUCCUGGGCCCCUGGUGUGGGGAAGGAAUGUCAAGAAAAGGCGACCGCCAUUGUCUUAAAUGAUGCACCGACUCCUGUCCCAUUAAAAGCUGUUACCGUGAA
Gracilinanus agilis (Agile Gracile Mouse Opossum) is the source of this 5229-nucleotide messenger RNA. RefSeq names its product RAB11 family interacting protein 3 (gene RAB11FIP3). Lineage: Eukaryota; Metazoa; Chordata; Mammalia; Didelphimorphia; Didelphidae. Gene Ontology annotation, cellular component: endocytic vesicle; recycling endosome membrane; cleavage furrow. The coding region runs from base 48 to 2000 and encodes 650 amino acids. Gene Ontology annotation, molecular function: calcium ion binding. Gene Ontology annotation, biological process: regulation of cytokinesis; endocytic recycling. The transcript is spliced from 14 exons. The record is from RefSeq and is a predicted model, not a curated record.